Messenger RNA from Oncorhynchus kisutch (coho salmon), 2181 nucleotides. Its product is annotated as endonuclease domain-containing 1 protein. The coding region runs from base 968 to 1888 and encodes 306 amino acids. NCBI's taxonomy places the organism in Eukaryota, Metazoa, Chordata, Actinopteri, Salmoniformes, Salmonidae. The transcript is spliced from 2 exons. The record is from RefSeq and is a predicted model, not a curated record. Gene Ontology annotation, molecular function: metal ion binding; hydrolase activity; nucleic acid binding.
UAUGUCAUGGAAAGAGCAGGUGUUCUUAAUGUUUAUACACCCAGUGUAUAUAAAUCACAAGAAAAUCCUGUUUUUGUCUGCACUGGACUUUAAACCAACUCAAAAGUGCAAGCCAAUGUUUAACCAUGAGAUAACAUGCUACUGUGGAUUUUACCUUCGACAACAACGCAGUUCUGCAAUGACGUCAACUUUUGUCAAAUGAUUAACACCUGUGUUAACUAAGGCCUGUGAUUCAGUUAAAGAAGCAUUGUCGACAUUGUACUUGAUUUCUAAAGGUCAUUUGCGUUUGAGCCGGCACACGUAGAGUUUACCACGAAUGUGCUCCAAGAACAACAGGGAAAUUCCCUUUAAAGACCCACUGUCGACAAUACUCCUUUGAUUGAAUCCUAGAUGAAAUCAACAUAAUCGAACUUGACAAAAUAUGAAUAAUAUAUUCCAUUUAGCAGACUCACUUUGGGGAUGUGAGUGCAUACAAAAAAAUGUUUUCCCUCUUUGCUGGUUCAGCUCUUCUCGUUCUCUACUAAGAGACAUAGUGCAUAAGAGGCCAGGCGGCCAGGCAUCCUUCCUGUUUCAGUGAGACUCAUGUGCCAUUAAUAAGGAAGCUGCUUUCAUAACACCCCCUCGCUCUCCUUGCAUAAGUGUUAAUAGUCAAACGCUUAGUCAACCAUGAAUCCACCCCUAACCUCCCAAUCCCCAAGUAUCACGAGUGUGUGACAGCAUGAGACAGGGGUGCCGCAUUGAGAACCUAUAGCAGAUACGUAUGUCUCCUCUCUAGUUGUUUUUCUGUGGCUUUGCGGACAGUUUCUGAUCAUGUUUCUCUGAAGCUGUAAGAAAGAGCUUUGUAUUGAAACGCAUCAGCUUUGAAUAACAGGGCACCAUGAAUUGGAAAGAAUACAUCUAGUUGUAGUCCUGUUUUGGGGUGUUGCUAUCUUUGACAUUUUUGGAAGACUACAGCAACAGCUCCAGCAUGUUAACCAGAAUGGCAUAUCUUCAUGCUGUGGGUUUGGCCCUUCUAGCUCUGGCAGGCUGGUUGUCCCUUUGUGCUGCUGAUGUGGGGGACUUCGCCCCAUGUCUGAACUUCUUCUACAGGUCGUGGCCCCCCAAGGGUCUGUCAGGGACCCCCAUCUGUCAGCGCUAUGGGAACCAGUACCACUUCGCCUCGCUGUACAGCCGCCCACGACGCUCGCCAAGGUUCUCUGCCUACAUGUUCAGCCCGCCAGAAGGGAAAAGGCCCCCAGCAAACUGGAUGUUUGAGCCACAGUUAGCCAACGCCACAGCGGAUGGCAACAUGACCCCCUUCCCACUAGGUGAGCUGGACCCGAAUGUGGUGAACAGCCAGGCCGUCCAGCUGGACUAUACCAACUCCUCCUACACUCGGGGGCACCUCAACCCCAGCCUUCACCACCGGACCCAGGAGGACCGCUUGUCCACCUUCACCCUGACCAACGUGGUCCCUCAGAAGGUUGGCUCCAACAACGGGCCCUGGGAGACACUGGAGAACCAGGUCAACCACACUCUCGGCUCCUACUGCCUCGGUGUGGCCUACGUUGUGACGGGGGUUAUUCCCUACCUGGACAACAAGCACUGGAUCAAGGGUCAUCGAGUGGCAGUGCCGGAGUACAUGUGGUCAGCCUACUGUUGCCCUAAGUACAACAAGAGUCUACUUAACAAGGUUAAUCUUAGCAAGGUUUUCCCCACGUAUGCUGCUAUUGGACGCAAUGACCCAAACAGCACAGAAGAGAUUGUGCCCAUUGACAAAAGCAGUCACAAAUGUUUCUGGGGUUACGAUGUAAGGCGUAUGCCUCUGGAUACGUUGGAGAUGUACCUGAAGGAGCGAUUUGGGACCGUCAUCAGUGUGUUUUAUGAACAAUGCUCUGGGGUAAAAUGACCAUAUCUACCAUAUGCAUAUCUAAUAGAUUAUCAAGUUCAUGUAAUGGAUCAUGUGUGCAUAGACAGCAAAAUCACAUUUUUUUCAAUUAAUUUGGCACUAAUAUCAAGUAGUAUGUCCUCAAUUUUAGCACACGUGCUCUUAAAAUUGUCUAGAUUGCUCAACAGUCUAGGUAAGAAGUAAAUCACGGAUAUCAAAAAUAUGGUAAAACUUUAUAUAUAACAGUGUCAAAAUAAUGUAAUACGCAUGAAAUGUGUCCCAAAUGUCAUAAUAAAAUGUCACUGAAUGUCAAA